Merops nubicus (carmine bee-eater) is the source of this 1149-nucleotide messenger RNA. RefSeq names its product carbohydrate sulfotransferase 9-like. NCBI's taxonomy places the organism in Eukaryota, Metazoa, Chordata, Aves, Coraciiformes, Meropidae. Gene Ontology annotation, cellular component: membrane. The transcript is spliced from 3 exons. Gene Ontology annotation, biological process: carbohydrate biosynthetic process; proteoglycan biosynthetic process. The annotation marks the transcript as partial. Gene Ontology annotation, molecular function: sulfotransferase activity. The record is from RefSeq and is a predicted model, not a curated record.
GUUGCUCUAAUUGCCAACUGUCUAGAUGAGAUCCCACCCGUGCAUUGUAAAACCAGCACAGAGCACAACUGGAUGAGACCACACACUUCUCAGGCUGGCCUGAUGCAAUCAGGGCAUCUUCCAUUUUACUAUGCCCCUGGCCUCGGGGAGCGUGUCUCAGGCAGCAGGCAUUGGUGGGACAAGGCUGACCCUGUCAGCGUGGUGUCUGUCUCCUCGGGGAGCCAGCUGUCUGGCCAGCAGAAGAUGAGUGAGUCGCCCCUUGGCCAGACCAGAGGGGUGUUUUCCCCUCCUGCCCUGCACCCUCUGAACAAGACACUGUGGAAGGACGUGGAUGGUGCCCAGGAGAAGCGCCGAUCCUUCCUGCGGGACUUCUGCAAGAGCCACAACAGCAGGAAGAAGCUUCAAACCCACCUCCUGCACUUGGUGUCCAGAAUCUACGUGGAGGACAGGCACAAAGUCCUCUACUGUGAAGUGCCCAAAGCAGGUUGCUCCAACUGGAAGAGGGUCCUCAUGGUGCUCAACGGCCUGGCUGCCUCGGCGCACAACAUCUCCCACGACGACGUUCACUAUGGGAAGCACCUCAGGAAACUGGACAGUUAUGACCUCAAAGGGAUUCACACACGCCUCAACACCUACACCAAGGCAAUCUUUGUACGUGACCCCAUGGAGAGAUUGGUGUCUGCCUUCAGGGAUAAGUUUGAACACCCCAACAGCUACUACCACCCCGUAUUUGGGAAGGCAAUAAUUAAGAAGUACAGGCGUGAUGCAAAGGAGGAGGCGUUGAACACGGGAGCUGGAGUUAAAUUCAGGGAGUUCAUCCAGUAUCUGUUAGAUUCCCAUCGCCCCAUAGGGAUGGACAUUCACUGGGAGCAAGUCAGUAAGCUCUGCUAUCCCUGCCUUAUCCACUAUGACUUCAUAGGGAAGUUUGAAACCCUGGAAGAAGAUGCCAAUUCCUUUUUGCAGCUGGUGGGUGCUCCAGCAGAGCUGAAGUUUCCUAAAUUCAAAGACAGACACUCCUCUGAUGAAAGAACGAGUGCAGAAGUAGUGAGGCAAUACUUAAAGGAGUUGUCUAAGGAGGAGAGACAGCUGACCUAUGACUUCUAUUACUUGGAUUACUUAAUGUUCAAUUAUACAUCACCCACUGUAUAG